AAAAUGCUUAUAAUUGGUGCUGUGUGCUGUCAGACGUCAAAAUUGACGCACAAACAAGUGGUCGAUGAAAGAGAAAGAGAUAUGGAGGGGAUUUUCGAUAUUAGUAAUAUUUACACAGUGUAAACUUUAACAAUGGCUUUUAGAACUGCACGUAAUCUGGCAUAUUUUUCAAAUUAUAUCAGAAAUUAUUCAACAAACGGUCCCCUGGUAAACGUCACUGUUAAUGAAAAAUCAGGUUUUGCAACGGCGACACUCCAAAGGCCCUCCGUAAAUAGUUUGAACUUGGAACUCUUGACCGAAAUAUCUCACACGCUACAACAACUGGAAAAAAACAAAUGCAGAGGUUUAAUAUUAACAUCUGCCUCAAACAAGGUCUUCAGCGCAGGUCUAGAUCUGUUUGAGCUACAUAAACCCAAUGCAGAUAAAAUCAAACAAAUGUGGUCAACUCUGCAAGAAGUAUGGAUCAAAUUAUAUGGCAGCUCAUACCCUACAGUUGCUGUUGUUAAUGGCCAUGCUCCUGCUGGGGGUUGUAUGCUAGCCUUAUCAUGUGAAUACAGAGUAAUGUUGAAUAAUUUCAUAAUAGGACUGAAUGAGGCACAAAUUGGGUUUUCUGCGCCAAUGUGGCUUAUAGACGGCAUGAGGAACACAAUUGGAAGUAGGCAGGCCGAAUUUGCGUUAACGGCAGGAACCCUUUUUAAAACUGAAGAAGCUUUAAAAAUAGGGUUGGUGGAUGAAGUUGCUCAAAGCAAAGAAGAGGCUAUUGAAAAAGCUGAAAAAUUCCUAAACAAAUUUGCAAAAAUUCCUCCUCAUGCGAGAUCAAUGACUAAAGCAGCACUACGUGGAGCUAAUAUUCAGGCUCUCGUUAGGAAUAAAGAUGAAGAAGUGAGGAGUUACGUAGAUUUUGUUACUGAUUCACAAUUUCAGGACUCACUUGGUGAGUUUAUAGAGUUAAACCUAAAACAGAAACUAAGCAAGUGAUUUUGUCAUAAAGGAAAAUGUUAUAUUUUAUAUUUUUACAUAUACCCAAGUUUUAUAUAAUUUGUCUACUUUAAAUAAUCAUAUUAAUAUGCAAGAAAUAUAGGUAUACUUGUUUUGUUUAUCACAGAAAUUAAUAAAUAUAUCAAUAUCAA
This is a messenger RNA of Zophobas morio, 1130 nucleotides long. RefSeq names its product enoyl-CoA delta isomerase 1, mitochondrial-like. The record is from RefSeq and is a predicted model, not a curated record. The transcript is spliced from 5 exons. Gene Ontology annotation, cellular component: mitochondrion. The coding region runs from base 133 to 978 and encodes 281 amino acids. NCBI's taxonomy places the organism in Eukaryota, Metazoa, Arthropoda, Insecta, Coleoptera, Tenebrionidae. Gene Ontology annotation, biological process: fatty acid beta-oxidation.